AUCUUACGUACAAGCAACUCCACAAAACACACACACACACACACACACAAUUGAUCUUUAUAAAUAAACCCCACUCUCAACAAUCCAAAAACAACAAUAAAUUAGCAAACAUUUGAACAACACCAUGUCAUCCAUCCUUAGCGACACGCCUCUACCAAGAACCGCCGCACAAGCCACCCUGGCCGGCUUCGGCAACCUCAUCAAGCUCCUCCCAACAGGCACCGUCUUCGCCUUCCAAUUCCUCAACCCGGUCCUCACCAACAACGGCCAAUGCCACCUCAUCCACAAGUACCUCACCAGCUUCCUCAUCGCCGCCUGUGGGGCCUCCUGCUGCUUCUCCUCCUUCACCGAUAGCUACACGGACAGCGAGGGCAACGUGCACUAUGGCGUCGCCACCACCAACGGCCUCUGGCCCUCCCCCGACUCCUCCGUGGACCUGUCCUCGUACAAGCUCCGUUUCGGAGACUUUGUACAUGGAUUUUUCUCGUUGGUCGUGUUUGCUGUCGUGUCGCUGCUUGACCCUAACACGGUCGAUUGCUUCUACCCGUCGUUCGAGUCCACGCAGAAGGCCCUGCUCAUGGCAAUGCCGCCUGUCAUAGGCACCGUCUCCGCUGCUGUUUUUGUUAUGUUUCCGAAUAACAGACAUGGAAUAGGCUAUCCUUACACCCAAGCUUCAACUCAAGUUACUCAAGCAUAAGACUUCAUGUCUUAAUCAUGUAAACCUAUGUGUGUUCGUGUGGAUUUCUAAUUUAUGGUUCUAAUUUUUUAUUUUAUUUUACUUUUUGGAUACGAAAAUAUGGAUUUCUGGUUUAUGUAACAUAUUGAUGUAAACUAUCUCGUUAAUUUUAGUACGUUGUUUUCAAUCUAUACAUUGUAAUUCAA
Salvia splendens (bonfire salvia) is the source of this 882-nucleotide messenger RNA. RefSeq names its product protein DMP2. Gene Ontology annotation, biological process: endomembrane system organization. The transcript has a single exon. Bases 125 to 697 code for a protein of 190 amino acids. NCBI's taxonomy places the organism in Eukaryota, Viridiplantae, Streptophyta, Magnoliopsida, Lamiales, Lamiaceae. The record is from RefSeq and is a predicted model, not a curated record.